Molecule: messenger RNA, 956 nt
Organism: Theobroma cacao (cacao)
Lineage: Eukaryota; Viridiplantae; Streptophyta; Magnoliopsida; Malvales; Malvaceae
Product: zinc finger A20 and AN1 domain-containing stress-associated protein 8-like
Molecular function (GO): zinc ion binding; DNA binding
Source: RefSeq, a predicted model, not a curated record
CGUUUUUCCAUGUCCUGCCACGCCGCAGUCUACAUAAAAUAAAUAUCCCCUUCUACUCCUCUGCCUUACUCCUUCCGACUUCUGCCACCGCCCACCGUUUCCCUUUUGCUUUGGGGGGAAAUUUCAAAGUUGAAAGACCAUCUCUGGCGACAGAGGUCUUGCCUUCGAGAUUUCCUCGCCAGCAACAGGAAUAUAGGCCUAUAAGAGGAAAUGGAGCAGAACCAACGUGGAUGCCAAGCUCCGAAACUUUGUGCCAACAACUGUGGAUUCUUUGGAACUGCAGCUACCAUGAACUUGUGUUCCAAAUGCCACAAGGACCUGGUAAUGAAGCAACAGGGAGAUAAACUUGCUUCGUCACCGAAUGGGAGUAUAUUAGAUGGCAGCCCUGGCAACAACCAUGAGCCUGUUUCUGUUGCCGUAGACCCACAGAGUACCUCAGUCAAGUCGACAGCCAUUACAGCACAGGCAAACUCUGCUUCAAUAUCUAUGAACACAGGUCGUGAAGAGGAAGUGAAAAGAGGGCCAAAUAAGUGCAGUAUCUGCGGGAAACGUGUUGGUUUGACAGGGUUUACUUGCCGAUGCGGAGAUCUUUUUUGUGCGGUUCAUCGCUAUUCUGACAAACACGACUGCCCUUACGAUUAUCACUGUGCUGCUCGGGAUGCCAUUGCCAAAGCCAACCCUGUUCUCAAGGCCAAUAAGCUUGAUAAAAUCUAAAGGGUCUCCAGUCUCUCUAGCAGUCUGUUCCAUGUUCCACACGUGAGUUGCAGAGUCCGGCGUCUGUCUCGCGGGAGGAAGGAACAUGAGAUCUUAUCUGCCGAUGGUGGGUGAGAAUGUAAGGAUCCUGGCAAUGUUUAUGUAGCGCGCAUAAUUGGCUGGUUUAAUGGAUCUUGUCUUUAUUUUUUGGCAUCAGAUAUUUUUAUUUUUGUUACUUCUUGCCUUACUUCUUUGCUUUCUUU